This is a messenger RNA of Fusarium sp. VM40, 1608 nucleotides long. NCBI's taxonomy places the organism in Eukaryota, Fungi, Ascomycota, Sordariomycetes, Hypocreales, Nectriaceae. The record is from the annotation of a GenBank genome assembly.
AUGUCUACUUCUCAGUAUUUCCAGUCUGGCCACGCCAGUUCUAAUUCCGGCCACUCUCCUGGACUGACACUUAACUUAUCUUCCAACAAUCCCUUCCGCAACCGCGCACCAUCUCCAGCCAGCGCCGACCUUCUGUUCCCCAACAAACCAGGCUCACCUUUUGACGACCCUCCGGCACGCCCCUUAUCACGGAAUCCUUUCCUCGACCAACCCGUCGACUUAUUGUCACAACCUUUGAAGUCACCAGGCGCUAUGUCAUCUCACUCCGACUCCAAGUCUCUUUCUGCCGAGGAGAUUUUUAACUCUAUGACUCUCGACGAAAAUAACGAGCGUGCGAGGCAACAAGCCGCUCGUCGACCAUCCAAUGGCCCACCUCCGCGGCGUGACGAAAAUGCGCCACCAAAGGAUGGCAACCACCGACCUACACGGUCUCAGGAAGAAGCCAUUCGCGCCCGAAGAAUGCAGGGUUCUGGUCCCCGACCACAGCCAAGCUCACCGCAACGGCGUGGCCCAUCACGACGCCCUCGACGAAACUCGGAGUCGUCUUUAGUAGACUUUGAUGCACGCCCAAUCACAGAGGAAGAGAAGAAGAUGAUUGAGGCGGCCAGACGACGCGAAUACGAACGACAGCGUCGUGGAGACGGGAAAGAACGGAGCGAUAGAAGCGACCGCGACCGUGAACGUCGUGACCGCGGAGAGCGUAGCGAACGCGGCGAGCGCAGCGAACGUAGCGACAAGGACAAGUCAAGCCGUCCCAGUCGUAAGAUGGACAUUAUUGAUCAACUCGAUGCCACAAGCAUUUACGGGACUGGACUGUUCCAUCAUGAUGGGCCUUUUGAUGCCCUGAACCCGCACCGAAAUCGUCAAAACGCCAGACGUGCGCCAAUGCAGGCCUUCCCUAAGGAUUCGCUCAACAACUCACUUGGAGGCGCAGGGCCGCUCAACGCCCGUGCCGACCAUUCGGUUCUUAUGGGAAAUGCUACAGAGGAGGCUUUCAGAGAUUUCGCUGCCCCUACUAAAGCUCGAAAGGAGCCGCCCAUUUUUGAUGCAUCGGGUCGGGAUAAGAUUGUCCACGGCGAUGAGUCGGUUGGAUUAGGAACAUCCACAUUCCUGGAGGGCGCCCCCGCCCCCCGAAGUGCCAUUCAGCGUCACCAGGCUGAACAGGCCCAAGAGAACCUUGAGAGUGGUCUUCAGCGCAAGAAGUCGCUGGCACAGCGUAUCCGUCACAUUAACAAGGGUCCUCGCGACUACAACCAGGCAGGUCGUGCCAACGGCGACUAUUCUAGGAUCACACCGGAUGCCUAUCCCACAGCAGCUAGUACUGGCUCGGACAGGAACCCUUUUUUCACUGAAUUUGGCAAAGGGGAGGAAAACAUCAGUGUUAGGCCUCGAGAUGGGUCCAUGACAUCCAACAGCCCCCCUGGAGCCCGACGCCCCUCUGCUGGAGCAAUUCUCGAGCGACGAGCCACUACAGAUGCCCCCUCAGCCUUGGAAGAUGCCCCACCGAAGCCCUCGGGACUGAUGGGACGAAUGAAGAGCUUGAAGGGACGAAAGACUCGCCCAGAGAUUCCUAGCAACGGCCCCAGCGUUCCCGGAACGGCCGUUUAG